AUGGCAAUCUCACUUAUCACACCAGACAAGACCGAGAGAUUGCUCUAUCGGUCUUCAAUACGAUUAUCGGGCGACUUCCCAAGAGCCAAGAAGUCAGGGACAAAAAGAGCUGUAGCAGUAGCCGGUGCCUCAGCCGUACCUCACCGCCAAAGCAAGUUCAAGUCAAGAUCGGGCGUCUCGGAGGGCGUGUCAAGAAGCGAUGCGGACUCUGUCCGGGACGAGACGACAAAGACAGGGGUGUUUCUUCGAUCUCGAAAACCCAGGAACCAGCCGAGAACGGCGCAAAGAGGAGUCGACAUAGUAGACGCCUUACCAAAGACGUGUAAGCGCGUUGACGCUAGGGUCGGUACCUGGACAGAGCAUGCAGGCGCCGCUAUCUUUAUCUCUAUCAAUUGGGAGGACUCGCUAUCUCUGCCCUGGGCUCUAUCUCUGGUGCCCCCAGCUCAGCUCUGCUGCUAUCUCUAUCUCUUGUCUCUCAUUGUGUGUCGCGCCUCUAUCUAUGCCCGUACCAUACCAGGAGAUCUGCAACAAAUUGUCCCACGCCCAGGACAUCCAUGGCGUUUUUUGGCUCAUGGAGACAGACCCGCGGCCGGCAUGGGUAUGGGUAUGGAUAUGGAUAUGGAUUUGGCGUUGGGUUGA
Fusarium odoratissimum NRRL 54006 is the source of this 639-nucleotide messenger RNA. RefSeq lists its product as uncharacterized. The record is from RefSeq and is a predicted model, not a curated record. The transcript is spliced from 3 exons. Lineage: Eukaryota; Fungi; Ascomycota; Sordariomycetes; Hypocreales; Nectriaceae. Bases 1 to 639 code for a protein of 212 amino acids.